AUGCGCUCUCGCGCCAAUCCUGGCCGAAUAUCGACUGCGCUGGUCCUCAGCUACGCUUUCGACUGGCUGAUUUUAAUCUGCGCUGCAGGAAUCGGGGCAGCUCUUUCGAUCAUCACGCCCAACAAGCGACCCUUUUCCCUCUCCAACCCCGAAAUCAGCUACCCCUUUGUCCACAAGGAGAAGGUGCCGAUGGUGCUGGCGGGCAUCGUCUGUUUUGCGGUACCAGCGGUCAUCAUCUUCCUGGUCGCCCUUAUACUGGUGCCAGGCCCAGCGGUGCCAAAAGGAACGCCAAAGAACCUGAUCUGGAAGAGAAAGCUUUGGGAAUGGCAUAUGGGGUGGCUCGGGCUUGCCCUGUCACUUGCAUCCGCGUUCCUCAUCACCAAUGGCAUGAAGAACCUGUUUGGAAAACCCCGACCAGACUUGAUAUCUCGAUGUCGUCCAGACCUGGCCAAUAUCGCCUUGUAUGCAACAGGAGGGGUCAACUCGACUCAUGCAGGCUUCAACUUGGUCACCGCGGCUAUCUGCACAAACCCAGACAAGGCCGAACUAGACGACGGAUUCCGUAGCUACCCAUCGGGCCAUUCAUCAUUCGCUGCUGCUGGAUUGAUAUACCUCAGCCUCUUCCUGGCGUCAAAGCUCGCCAUCACCAUUCCCUUCCUCAGCCCUCGAGCCUACUCCGACGACCGAUCCUACCUCUCUCCCUUCCCUUCACACGCCCAAAGAAUCGCUGCGGGUAGCUCUGGCAUCAUCAGGCCAGUAGAGAAGCGCACGCUAUCCUCAUCCAGCGACCAAGCAGAACACCCCUCCGGCCACAAUGCAGCUUUUAUUGCCGCCCGCAACGAAGCUGCAGCACCGCCAGUUUAUCUCCUGGCCGUCGCUAUAAUUCCCUGGUUCGCUUCGAUCUAUAUCUCAUCCACCCGCUAUUCUGAUUUCAGGCACCAUGGAUUCGAUAUCUUAUUCGGAUAUUUUAUUGGCUUAGUCUGCGCAAUCUUCGCAUUCAGAUACUAUCAUUUGCCGAUUGGUCAAGGCGCAGGGUGGGCAUGGGGCCCACGAAGCAGGGAUCGGAGUUUCUGGGCGGGAAUUGGAGUAGGAAGCUAUGCUGGGACCAACAGGCGCUCGGGUGGUGUUUUAGACCCCGAGGUAGACCUGGAGUCCGGGCCAGAGCGACGGGCGACCAAUGAUGUGGGUGAAGCUGGAGAGAACGGAAAUGCCGUCUAG
Venustampulla echinocandica is the source of this 1218-nucleotide messenger RNA. RefSeq lists its product as uncharacterized. Bases 1 to 1218 code for a protein of 405 amino acids. The transcript has a single exon. NCBI's taxonomy places the organism in Eukaryota, Fungi, Ascomycota, Leotiomycetes, Helotiales, Pleuroascaceae. Gene Ontology annotation, molecular function: phosphatidate phosphatase activity. Gene Ontology annotation, biological process: phospholipid metabolic process. The record is from RefSeq and is a predicted model, not a curated record.